GUAGUUCAAGCUGAUGUCACCGAGGCGGAGCCUAGGGCACUGUGGAAGGCUGGCAGAGGAUCUGGGCCAGUGGACUUGUGAGGUCAAAUUGCUAGUCUGGGCAGCUGGUCUGCUGCUCCUUCUGGGACAGGGAGGUGAUUGGAGUGGAGUGCGGGAGCCAGAAAGGAAGAAAUACUAAUGAUGUCUUCCAGGUGUGACCAUGUUUUAGAACCAAUAUCACAGAGAAACACCAACCGCCUUCCUGGAAUGAACUCCAAUGACUCAAAGAUGCUUACAGGAGAUGUGCUAAGUUUUCGUAACAUCACCUAUCGAGUGAAAGUGAAAAGUGGAUUUUUAGUCCGGAAAACAGUUGAGAAAGAAAUACUCUCAGAUAUCAAUGGGAUCAUGAAACCUGGCCUCAAUGCCAUUCUGGGACCCACAGGCGGAGGCAAGUCUUCGUUGCUAGAUGUCUUAGCAGCAAGGAAGGAUCCACGAGGAUUAUCUGGAGAUGUUUUGAUAAAUGGGGAACCUCAACCUGCCAAUUUCAAAUGCAGUUCAGGUUAUGUGGUUCAAGAUGACAUUGUGAUGGGCACCCUGACAGUGAGAGAAAACCUUCAGUUCUCAGCAGCUCUUCGCCUUCCAAUGACUAUGAGGAAUCACGAAAAAAAUGAACUGAUUAACAAGAUCAUUAAAGAGUUAGGUCUGGAGAAAGUAGCAGAUUCUAAGGUUGGAACUCAGUUUAUUCGCGGUGUCUCUGGAGGAGAAAGAAAAAGGACAAGCAUCGGAAUGGAGCUGAUCACUGACCCUUCCAUCCUCUUCCUGGAUGAGCCUACCACUGGUUUGGAUUCAAGCACUGCGAAUGCUAUCCUUUUGCUCCUGAAAAGGAUGUCUAAACGGGGUCGAACAAUCAUCUUCUCUAUUCAUCAGCCUCGGUAUUCCAUCUUUAAGUUGUUUGACACCCUCACCUUAUUGGCCUCCGGGAAACUCGUGUUCCAUGGGCCAGCACAGGAGGCCUUGCAGUUCUUUGCAUCAGCAGGUCACCACUGCGAGGCCUACAAUAACCCUGCAGAUUUCUUCCUUGAUGUCAUCAAUGGAGAUUCUUCUGCUGUAAUGUUAAAUAGAGAGGAAGAAGACUAUGAAGCAAACAAGACUGAAGAACCUUCCAAGAGGGAGAAGCCAAUAAUAGAAAACUUAGUUGAGUUUUAUGCCAACUCUUCCAUCUAUAGAGAAACAAAAGCAGAAUUAGAUCAGCUUCCAGGGGCUCAGAAAAAGAAAAGAAUAUCAACCUUCAAAGAGCCCACAUAUGCUACCUCCUUCUGUCAUCAGCUCAGAUGGAUUGCCAGGCGUUCAUUCAAGAAUUUGAUCGGGAAUCCUCAAGCCUCUAUGGUACAGGUAAGCCAGCUAAUGCCAGCUGUGCUAUGAAAUGUUCAUGAGGAAGAGCUUGGUUCCUAGUUCUUUUUCUCUGCUUCCCUUAUUCUACUACUAUUAUACAUGUUUAAGAGUUUUAUUUAUAUUCUACUUACCCUUCUAUUUCUCUGUUGUCUCCACUCUAUCUCUACUAGCAGAUGCUGAAGUUUCAGUAUCAAAUUGCAAACAACACUCUCCUUCUGGUUCUCUCCCAUGAGUAGUAAAAUUUGGUGAAAAUCAUUCUUAGUUCAUGAGCUUACAAACAUAUACAGUUGGCCCUGUUUGUCAUUUGUGUCACAGCUUAUAGACCUUUGCAUAGUUUUUAAAAACAGUGUAUGAUUUUUAUUUCUGUAACUAUUGGUUUGAUACAAUGUUUCUAUGGUGUUAUGAUGAUAAAUAUUUUGUUUGCAAUAGCUGAUCUUUGGCAUGAACUAGUUAGUUAUUUACACAAUUUAGGCUUGGCAUAUAACCAGAUGUGGUUAUGUGUGGAAUAUCUCAGAAUGAAUGUGCAACCUGUACGUAAAAUUUUAUUCUAUUUAAUGUGCUAACAUUUUUUGGAUCAAAUCCAUUUGGAAAAGAUAUUGGUCUCUUGUAGAGUCAUUGGUGGCUGACUAUGAACUCAUAAUUUUAAAUUGUAAUCACUCAGAACACUCUGAAAACACGUAUAAAUACAUUUGAAUAAAGAUCCAAUAACAGCUUUG
Molecule: messenger RNA, 2087 nt
Organism: Acomys russatus (golden spiny mouse)
Lineage: Eukaryota; Metazoa; Chordata; Mammalia; Rodentia; Muridae
Product: broad substrate specificity ATP-binding cassette transporter ABCG2-like
Exons: 9
Coding region: 178-1401 (407 amino acids)
Cellular component (GO): plasma membrane
Molecular function (GO): ABC-type transporter activity; ATP binding; ATP hydrolysis activity
Source: RefSeq, a predicted model, not a curated record